Messenger RNA from Vicia faba (fava bean), 918 nucleotides. Lineage: Eukaryota; Viridiplantae; Streptophyta; Magnoliopsida; Fabales; Fabaceae. The record is from the annotation of a GenBank genome assembly.
AUGGCGGCGGCGGAGGCGGCAUCAGCAUCCAAAAGAAUGGCGGCAGAAGAAAAAGAAUGUUGUUAUUUACCAGAUGAAUUAUUAGAGUACAUCUUCAAAUCCGUCAACGACGACAACCUCACUUUCAAGUCACUCUCCGCUCUCUCCAAACAGUUUCUCUCGAUCACCAACCGUCUCCGAUUCUCCGUCACAAUCACCGACGAAACCAUCCCUUUCCUUCCUCGCCUCUUCCUUCGCUUCCCUAACCUCACCUCCCUCAACCUCACUCUCCUUUCCAAAACCCUAGAACAAGUCGACGAAAUUCUAACCCUAAUCUCCACUUUCCCUUUACGCAUCAAAUCACUCAAUCUCUCCAACGAUAUCAACACCAUAAGCAUUCCGAUUCCUGCAAACGGCUUGAUAGCUUUGUCAAAAACUAUGACAAAUUUGACAUCUCUCACUUUUUACGGAAUGAAAUAUUUCGACAAGAAGGAUUUAUUCUUCAUCGCUCAUUAUUUUCCUUUGCUUGAAGAAGUGAAUCUCAUUAACCCCCGUCUUAUGAGUGCCGGACAUUUUAUGAUUAUGGAUGAAAUCGAUACAUUAUUAUUAACACUUCCCAAUCUCCGCAAGAUUGACCUAUCUGGUAAUAUUUACGUCAAUGGCAGAUUUAUUCAAGUUCUCCGCAAGAACUGCAAGCUUCUUCAAGAGAUCAUAAUCCCCCCUCGGCCUUGGACCUCACGAAACUUCAUAUGUAAAGAUUGUGAUUGGACAAUGGAUAAUAGCAAUUAUUAUGGAAAAGUGGUACUAGUUACAGGGAAUGGCGAAGAUGGAAGAGCUGAACGUGCCUCACUAUCCAUGAUGCUGGAUUUUGUUCAACCUGUUACAGAAAAAGAAUCCGUGCAUGAGUUAGAUGCUGUUGAAAUUGCUAUAAAUUUCUAG